Molecule: messenger RNA, 2592 nt
Organism: Xyrauchen texanus (razorback sucker)
Lineage: Eukaryota; Metazoa; Chordata; Actinopteri; Cypriniformes; Catostomidae
Product: PHD finger protein 23B-like
Exons: 5
Coding region: 457-1419 (320 amino acids)
Biological process (GO): positive regulation of protein ubiquitination; negative regulation of autophagosome maturation; negative regulation of autophagosome assembly
Source: RefSeq, a predicted model, not a curated record
UACAGAGCCGACACGCAGGCGUCUUUUUUUUUUUUUUUUUUAGAACUUUGGCCGUUUUUUUAUUAGUAUAAUAGAGCAACCGUAAAGUUUAUGCUACUAUUAUUCUUUUUAAACAAAAAAAAUGCUGGAUCCGGGGUUUUAUCGUUGGCUGUCUUUUACUUGGUGGUUCGUUAGGUAAUUGAACUGCCAGCUGGAUUGUUUUCGUAACGCUAUUUACUGACCAAAUUUAAGUUCAGUAAUCCUUCCAGAGACUUCGAACCCAGCGUAAUUUUCUUGUACCAGUUAGUAAAUAAUAUAAACGUAAGAAAACGAAGUUCAAUCGUCGUUUAUAUCUUUCUGAUGCCCAGCUAACUAGACUACAACUAGUCAGCCGGGGCUUGCUGCGCCCUAGCCGGGCGAACAUUGACGCUGCUCAGUGUCAUCCCAAGUGAAGAGAACCGAGUUUAUUAGGCGACAAUGCUUGAAAUAAUGUCCGAGCACCAAGAUUCAAUACUGAAGUGCAAAGCAGAGGCUCUGCCAUCAGAGAGAAGAAAGAGGACAGUAGAGGACUUCAACAAGUUUUGCAGUUUUGUUCUUGCAUAUGCUGGUUACAUUCCUUCUCCGAAGGAGGAAAGACCAUGGUCGCCAGCAUCGUCCAGUUCUCCAAACAGCUCUGGUGCUUCAGGUGAAGGAAGCGUUUUAGGUGGAGCAAGUUCUAACAUGACUGCCACCUGGAGUCACGGCACAUCGAACUUGCAUACUAUCCACACAUUUGUUCACAAGGCUCGUGCCAAUAAGAGUAACAAGAGCAUUCACCGAUUACCUUCUGACAGCACCAUGGUUGAAAAAAUGUGUUUAAAAGACUCUAUCUAUGAGAGCCAGGUAUCCAACAAAGCUGAGCGCAAAAAGGACAAGAAGCUGAAGCGCCUUUCUCUAGGUUUGGGUGUUGGUGACCACAGUAGCGGUGGUGGUGAGAAACGUGCAAGGAUCAAGCGCAGUAAAAACCCCAAACAGCUCAAAGAACUUAAGAAGCUUAAGAGCUCUGCCCACAGCGAGUCAGACUCUGAGACUGGUCUCGGCCAUGGUGAAGAGCACUCGAGCCAGGGAGCAGGGGCUGAGCACAGGCUACAAGCCCAGGGUACUGCACUGUUGAAAGAAGAGAUGGAGGAGGCCACCAGAGAAGCAGAAAUGAGCUCCAGUGAAGGAGAGACUUGGAUUGCAGAUGAAGAUAUAAUGGUGGAGUCAGGGGACGAUUCGUGGGACUUGAUCACCUGUUACUGUGGUAAACCCUUUGCAGGACGGCCCAUGAUUGAAUGUAGUCAGUGCAAUGUGUGGGUGCACCUCUCUUGCGCCAAAAUUAAGAAGUCCAAUGUACCCGACAUAUUCAACUGCCACAAAUGCAGAGACUUUCGACGGUCAAGUCACAAAAAAGACACUUGAAAGAGGGUGCUCAUUUCCACAAACUCUGACUGUUUCCAGUUCUCCAGUCUUUUUUCCGAUUUGACACCUGUUUGAUAUCCCUCCCUUGGGACUAGUUGCUCCCUACAUAUUUUGCAGUCAGAGCUCUCCAUUAAAGGGACAGUUCACUGAGAAAUAAUGUUUUGAAUUGGUCUCUUAGCGAGUUAGUACCCUGUUUAAUCUGCUUGCUAUUUGGCUGAAAUGUCCUUAGUAACAACUCCAGCAGAGCAAUCGGUUGUAAAAUAUCCUUUGUCAACUCAUUUUUUGGUGUUUUAAGUGGGACAUCCACCCUACAGCUUCCACAGUUGUCUACUGUGUUAUUUAUAUUAGUUCUUGUCAGAGCACAUCUUGCUGGGAUUUAAUAAAAAAUAAAAUAUUGACUUUAUUUUGAUUAAUAGAAGGAAUAUUUGAAAAUGUGUUGUCAUGAUUUUGCCAAAGUGAUAUGAUAAGAGAGGUUGUGUUGAUGUCACUCAGUUGUUUGAAAAAUUUAAAAUACGUAAUUUUUUAGUGAACUGUCCAUUUUUAUUUUUUUAUUGACCACUUGCAUUUGUCUGAAGACAGACACCCAUGUAAUUUACUAUUCUGAACAUAACCAAUUGAUUUAGAAGAAAUUAAAGUACAGUUGACUCAUGUACUUUGUCGAGGAAGCUAUCAAAUUUGUUUAGUCUUCAAUUACUUGCUCAACAUGGUGUUCUAAUUUUUGUUUUCGAUGUGUUAAGUUGACUUUUGUAAGAUUUCUGUUUUGUUUUAUGCUCAAGUGAAGGCUAGAUUAAGGAGCUGUUCUUAACUGAAGCUGUUGAAGCUGUCCCCAAAUUAAAUGGUUGUAAUUAUUGCUUUCAAGAAGUGUUUGUGGGUUAGAAUUGCUGAGAUUUGGUGAGGAGUACUCAUUUAUGCUACAAGCUCUUUUGUUUGAAUUAGUUUAGAGACUAUUGUUUGGAUAUUUUAUUUGUAUUUUAUUUGUGGUUUCUUUGUGAAGGUGGGGGCGUCGUCUUCCCCAAAAGCUAGACCACGCUUGCCUCACGUUUCAUUCUGUAAAUAUUGCAGAUUUUGAGAAGUGUACAUAUGUGAAAGUGAAAAGAAAAAAAAAUUAUAUAUAUAUUUUUUUUUUUUUUCAUCUGAUAGUUUUCUUUACUUAGAGAAAUAAAACUUUUAUUU